This is a messenger RNA of Octodon degus (degu), 1311 nucleotides long. RefSeq names its product cyclin D1 binding protein 1 (gene Ccndbp1). The record is from RefSeq and is a predicted model, not a curated record. Gene Ontology annotation, cellular component: nucleus. NCBI's taxonomy places the organism in Eukaryota, Metazoa, Chordata, Mammalia, Rodentia, Octodontidae. The transcript has 11 exons. The coding region runs from base 75 to 1139 and encodes 354 amino acids. Gene Ontology annotation, biological process: regulation of cell cycle.
GGGCGAGGGCUGUUACCUUACAGAUCUUGUGACGUCGGUUUCUGGUCCGUGGUCCCCGGGAGCGUCAGACUGAGAUGGCGAGCACAGCUGCGCCUGCCCCCUCGGCCCAGGCUUCGGCCCAGCUUCGGCGCUUGGCGGCGGAGCUGCGGCUGCUAGGGGCCCAGGUGCGGGUCGGCGAGGCCCGGGAGACUUCCGAGGAGUUCGAUCGGGAAAGGUUUUGGAGAAGAUUCAAUGAGGCAGCAGUGACAGUGGCAGGGGAAGCCACGACUCUGACCACAGUCUUCCGACAGCCGCUGACCUCUUCACAGGAAACCCAGAGGAUCUGUGAGCAAGUCCAUGCAGCCAUCAAGGCACUUACUGCAAUAUACUAUUCACUUCCCAAGGGCCAGGGGAUCACCCUGAGAAAGCUGGUACGGAGCACCACUCUGGACGUUGUGGAUGGCCUGGCUCAGCUUGUGGAAGUACUUCUUGUUGCUCCAGCUCAGAGCUCUGAGAACAAUGACCUUAUUUCCUACAACAGUGUCUGGGUUACGUGCCAGCAAGUGCCUCAGAUACCAAAAGAUAACAAAGCUGCAGCUCUUUUAAUGCUGACAAAGAGUGUGGAUUUUGUGAAAGAUGCACAUGAAGAAAUGGAGCAGGCUGUAGAGGAGUGUGACCCUUACUCUGGACUCUUGAAUGCUUCUGAGGAUGACAGCUCUGACAGCCACAAUUGCGAGGGUGUGUUGGGGUUUCCCAGCAAUCGGGACGUAUAUUGGUCUGAGGAUGAUCAGGAGCUCAUAAUCCCAUGCCUGGCGCUGGUGAGAGCAUCUAAAGCCUGCCUGAAAAAAAUCCGGAUCCUAGUGGCAGAGAAUGGCAAGAAGGAUCAAGUAGCCCAGCUAGAUGACAUUGUGGACAUUUCUGAGGAGAUCAGCCCUAGUGUGGAUGAUUUGGCUCUGAGCAUAUAUCCGCCCAUGUGCCAUAUGACCGUGCGAAUCAAUUCUGCGAAACUUGUAUCUGUUUUAAGGAAGGCACUUGAAGUUACAAAAGCAAGUCAUGUGACUCCUCAACCAGAAGAUAGUUGGAUCCCUUUACUGAUUAAUGCCAUUGAUGAUUGUAUGAACAAAAUUAAGGAGCUAACGCAGGGUGAAAUUGAACUAUGAGUUUUCAGCUUCAUACAGAUUCUCCUGGGGCUGGGGAGAUGGCUCAGUAGAAUAAGUGCUUCCUGCCUCCCUCACUGUUGCUUCCAGGCUCUGAUUCUGCUUUUAAAAAUGGAUGUUGGAGCUGGGGAGAUAGCUCAGUUGAAUAAGUGCUUCCCUGGCAAGCACAAGGGCC